Molecule: messenger RNA, 786 nt
Organism: Aspergillus eucalypticola CBS 122712
Lineage: Eukaryota; Fungi; Ascomycota; Eurotiomycetes; Eurotiales; Aspergillaceae
Product: alpha/beta hydrolase
Exons: 2
Coding region: 1-786 (261 amino acids)
Source: RefSeq, a predicted model, not a curated record
AUGGUCCCUUCCACUGUUGUCCUUGUCCCUGGUGCCUGGCAUCAGCCGUCCUGCAUGCGCCAGCUGCAGGAUGAACUGACAAGCCGGGGGCUCAAUGCCACCACAGUGGCUCACCCGUCCAUCGGCAACACCUCCCCACCACUGAAAACCAUGGUGGAUGACUGGGCGAGUCUGCACGCCGCCAUCGAGAAACUCGCGGAUGACGGUCAUUUUGUGACGGUUGUAGCUCAUUCAUAUGGAGGUGCGGUUACGUCGGGCGCAGCUGAAGGUUUGAGCGUCGCCGAGCGACGUGCUGCUGGAAAGGCAGGUGGGAUUGUUAAGAUCGUAUACCUCGCGGCUUUUGUCGUCCCCAAGGGCCAGACCCUUCUCGGUUAUUUUGGUGGAGUUGCCCCUACAUACUGGGAAUUCAAGGGUGACCUAGUCUAUGCAAACAAUCCGGAGAUCAGCGAUCCGGCCAAUCUCUUCUACAAUGACCUCCCCAGCGAUGUUCAAGAUUAUUGGAUCUCUCAGCUUCUUCCCAUGACAGCGGCGUGUUCCCAAGUGCCAAACACUUACGAGCCAUGGAAGUAUAUUCCAUGCACAUACAUCCAUGCCAAGCAGGACCAGACUCUGCCACUGGAGAUUCAGGAAGAUAUCGUCGCCACUAUGGGAUCCGUUACAACCCUGACCCUGGACUCUUCUCAUUCGCCUUUCUUGAGCAUGCCCCGUGAUGUUGCCCUGCUGGUCCAACAAUCGGUUGAGGAGGGACUGGAACAAGCCACUGGUGUUGGUAUCUCCGCCGCAUAA